This is a messenger RNA of Alternaria rosae, 830 nucleotides long. RefSeq lists its product as uncharacterized. The coding region runs from base 151 to 687 and encodes 178 amino acids. The transcript is spliced from 2 exons. Lineage: Eukaryota; Fungi; Ascomycota; Dothideomycetes; Pleosporales; Pleosporaceae. The record is from RefSeq and is a predicted model, not a curated record.
AUACUUUCACACGUCUUGGCCAUCAACUCCUACCAAGGUCAAACACAACCACACACCCAGCAACAGCAUAUAACCCAUACCAAAUCUACCAUCUCGAGGAACCAUCACCAUACUCGGCACUACUUUCGCCACUACCACACAACCAUCAACAUGUCUUUCCUCCUCCGCACAUCUACCCUGGUUCGCCAGAGACUCUUCACCACCUCAACACGUGCCCGUGGUGCCAUCUCCAUGGAAGAUGCCGCAGCAGCACAGAUGACAUCCACCCCUGGUGCGAGUGUCGUCCCAAGGCUCGGAAGGGUUGCACGAUGGUAUCUCCCGACCAUGGCGGCGGUAGCCAUUGGUAUGAUCUACCUUCCCAAGGCCGCAUCAUCAUCACAGCCUCGCCGACCCCUUACGCUCGGUGAUGCUAAUGCCAACAUAGGCUUUGGCGUUACCAAUGCACUUAACGAGGCCAACCGCAAAGUACACUCUGCGCUUGAGCUCACCCAAGAACAAAAGAACCAGAUGCUCAUGGAUUCCUACGGCGAGCGCUCGAGCUUGGAGGACAUGGAGCGGGCGAUUGCUGGACUCGAGGCCAAGAUGACCACCCAGAAGGACAGGAACAGGAUCUUGGAAGAGGCUUAUGGCGAUAAGGCUAGCCUUGAGGACCUUCAGAGGGCCAUGGAACUGUACGAGGUGCAGUGAAUGGAGCAAGAGAGGGUGAAGAGCCCGAAGAGCAGAUCCCCAGCUUCGCGUCUUAGAGCGCACACGCACUACAAAGAAGAGAAGGAUGAAUCCGCGUGCUGAACGCCGCGAGAGCCACACCGCCAGGCCACGAGCAGACACCG